CGGUUUGCUGCCACAUCGGCCCUUCUUCCUCCCCAAGUAGCAAACCGUUGUCAUCAUGGGUUUCGGUGAUCUGAAAGCACCCUCCGGUCUCAAAGUGCUGAAUGAUUUCCUUGCUGAUCGCAGCUACAUAGAAGGGCAUGUGCCUUCCCAGGCAGAUGUUGCUGUUUUUGAGGCAAUCGCAACCCCACCCCCAGCAGAACUUUGCCAUGCCCUCCGUUGGUUCAACCAUAUCAAGUCUUAUCAGAGCCAGAAGAACAGUCUUCCAGGUGUGAAGAAACCUUUGGGUCAGUAUGGCCCAGCAGGUGUGGGUGACUCCACCACAACAGUGGUCCAAAAGGCAGCUGCUGAUGACGACGACGACGAUGAGGUUGAUCUGUUUGGCUCUGACGAUGAGGAGGAUGCCGAGGCUGCAAGGCUAAAGGAGGAGCGUGUGGCAGCGUACGCUGCCAGGAAAGCAAACAAACCUACCCUCAUUGCCAAAUCGUCUAUUCUUUUGGAUGUCAAACCGUGGGACGACGAGACGGACAUGGCCAAGUUGGAGGAGUGCGUCCGCAGUAUUCAGAUGGAUGGACUCGUCUGGGGACAAUCAAAACUAGUACCGGUGGGAUAUGGCAUCAAAAAGCUGCAGAUCAACUGUGUGGUCGAAGAUGACAAGGUGGGCACUGACAUUCUGGAGGAGCACAUCACGGCUUUUGAGGAUUUUGUCCAGUCAAUGGACGUUGCUGCUUUUAACAAAAUCUGAGAAGAAAAAAAAAAUAAAGCACUUGGGUGAAUUUCA
Messenger RNA from Hippocampus comes (tiger tail seahorse), 778 nucleotides. RefSeq names its product eukaryotic translation elongation factor 1 beta 2 (gene eef1b2). The transcript has 7 exons. Bases 56 to 742 code for a protein of 228 amino acids. The record is from RefSeq and is a predicted model, not a curated record. Gene Ontology annotation, biological process: translational elongation. Gene Ontology annotation, molecular function: translation elongation factor activity; guanyl-nucleotide exchange factor activity. NCBI's taxonomy places the organism in Eukaryota, Metazoa, Chordata, Actinopteri, Syngnathiformes, Syngnathidae. Gene Ontology annotation, cellular component: cytosol; eukaryotic translation elongation factor 1 complex.